ACUCCCUCCACACACACACACACGCGCGCGCGCACGCGCACACACAUGACAACACGCGGCACCUGCUGGAACCGUGUCGUCAUUGACCACGUAGGAGAGAGGAUCUGCUUCCUCCACUUCCGACUCGAGCGAACCGAGCGCACCUGGGGCAGGCAGAGGAGGCAGGUUCGUGGUGCGGACGCUACCAGCUGACCCUGUACUGACGUCCAGCAAGACCUUGGCAUUGUGAGGUUCACUGUUCUCAAGUGACAAGGGCAACAUCGCAGACAAUGAGGAUUCCAGUGUUCGUGCAGAUCGUGGGGGUCGCCCUGUUUCUCAUCAUGGUGCUGUACGUGGGAAACCGCACGCUGGAGCUCAACCUGGAGAAGAAGAUUAAGGACAUGUUGCCAGCUGAAAUUAAAAUCGUGGCUGUUCAGAGAAAAGAGAUCGAGAAUAUCUCUCCGGAGGAGAAGAAGCCGUAUUUCAAGUGCGGUCUCCCAGAACCGUGCCCCGACAACCACCUGCCCUUCCGAGUGCUCACGGGCGCGGCCAACAUCGUCGGACCAAAGAUCUGCCUGGACGAUAAAAUAAUAAUGAGCAGCGCCAGAAACAACGUGGGACGGGGAUUCAACAUCGUCAUCGUGGAUGGUGUGAAGGGAAAUGUUUUGGAAGUUCACACCUCGGAUGUGUACAAUGGAGAAAUCGCUAAACUCAUCGCGUUCCUGAAGACCAUAAAGGACGGCUCGAUCGCAAUCAUCGCCUCGUUCGACGACGCGUCCACGAACUUGAACGACGAGGCUCGGGGUCUGCUCGCGGACCUGGGAAGCAAGUUCAUCAAGGACCUGGGCAUGCGCGACAACUGGGUGUUUAUUGGAGGCAAGGGGCUGAACCUCAAAACGUCCUACGAACGGCACAUCAAGAGCAACAAGGAUACAAACAAGUACGAGGGCUGGCCUGAGCUGUUGGAACUUGAAGGCUGCAUCCCUCUGAAGUUGGAUUAAGGCUCAGCCACGUGUCUGUGCGGGAAUUCACGGCAAAUGUUGGGAAAGCACAUCCGUAUUCAUCUUCCGUAUUUUCAAACUCCUCUGAAACAUGUACAAGCACAACUCGAAAAUGUAUUGCUUCAAUAUUCUGUUGCAUUCUAAAAAUGACUUGAUGCAACCCAGAUUACCCCUUCAAAUAAAGGCAACGCACCAUGUUUCUCAA
Messenger RNA from Petromyzon marinus (sea lamprey), 1185 nucleotides. RefSeq names its product protein FAM3C-like. NCBI's taxonomy places the organism in Eukaryota, Metazoa, Chordata, Hyperoartia, Petromyzontiformes, Petromyzontidae. The record is from RefSeq and is a predicted model, not a curated record.